Molecule: messenger RNA, 1236 nt
Organism: Aspergillus sclerotioniger CBS 115572
Lineage: Eukaryota; Fungi; Ascomycota; Eurotiomycetes; Eurotiales; Aspergillaceae
Exons: 7
Coding region: 1-1221 (406 amino acids)
Source: RefSeq, a predicted model, not a curated record
AUGGGUUGGGUCCAUAAUCUCACCCACCCCGACCCCCACAGUCACAUCGCACGGGUCAUCGCCGUUUGCUUGGUCUUCAGCAUCAGUGCGGUGAUCGCGGUCGGGUUGCGCUUGUAUAUCCGGUUGCAUACGAAGCGCGCCCUGUGGUUAGAUGACUAUGCCGUGGCGUGCAGUGCGGUGUUGGGGUUGGGUUAUGCCGGAAUCUCGGUGGCCCAAACACGGUAUGGCUUAGGUCUGGACGCGGCUUAUUUCCCGGACGCCAAUGUGGUGAUGUUCAGCAAGAUCCAAUACGCCGGCGGGCCCACGUACAUCCUCGCUAUCCUCUGCUUCAAAGUCUCGCUUCUGACAUCCUACUUGCGGGUUGGGGGUUUCGUGGCCGCGUACCGAUGGGUGAUCAUCGUGGUGGUAGUAGCUGUGGUGUGCAACCAAGUGGUGUUUACAUUACUCUUAACACUCGCCUGCAAUCCAGUCGCGAAACAAUGGGAUACAAAUCUCCCAGGAAAGUGCAUCGACACAGUGGCUUCAUACUAUGCUUUAGCAGGAACAAGUCUCGGCUUCGACAUGCUCAUCAUCGCCCUCCCCCUCCCCGUCCUAUGGUCCUUACAACUCCACCAUUCGCAAAAAGUCGCCCUAAUCGGCCUCUUCGCCCUCGGCUUCUUCAUCACCAUCAUCCAAAUCAUCCGCAUCUUCACCAUCAAAAACCUCAAGACCUACACGGACAGCCAACCGAUCGUCCUGUGGUCCUCCGUGGAAAUCGGUCUAGGAGUAAUCAUCGCCUGCAUCCCUACCUACGGCCCCUACUUCCACGCCUUCGCUUCCACCCUGACAUCUAGUUAUACCUCGCGUCGUCGCAAGCGCCACCCCAGCCAGAGCCAGACUCUAGACCCCACCCGCUCGUACGGGAUGAGCGGCGUGCGUCGCACCCAGCGUAACCAGAGCCGUAUGCUUCCCUCGGAGACGGAUGACCAGGCUGAGUUUUUGGAGCUGGGGGAGGUGAACGCUGGGCGCAACAGACCGUGGGAUAAUGCGGCGGCAGUGACGACGACGAUUGGACAUGGUGAUGGUGACGAGGAGGGGAGCUCGUUGGGGAGUGGGAGACGGAGCGGGAGCGGGAGAGGAAGCGGAGAGGGGGGAAGAAAUAGAAUGGAGGAGGAGAGGAAAGAUGGAGAUGGACCAUUGCAGAUUCAAAGAGUUGUUGAGUUGGAGGUUAGGGUUGAGUAGUUUGCAUUGCCGGUC